Messenger RNA from Drosophila obscura, 1145 nucleotides. RefSeq lists its product as uncharacterized. The record is from RefSeq and is a predicted model, not a curated record. The transcript has 3 exons. Bases 67 to 1137 code for a protein of 356 amino acids. Lineage: Eukaryota; Metazoa; Arthropoda; Insecta; Diptera; Drosophilidae.
AGUUAAAUGUCGAGACGAUUAAAUUUGGGCCGGAGAACGUGAAAUGCGUCACAAGUUGUGGCUUCGAUGAGCCAUGAAAGUAACCAAGACAUUACACAUCGCAAUGAAAAUAAUCGUCUACGCAAAGCAGGGUCCCGUUCAAAUCAACGGAACAAUGAUGCAACAACAACUGCAAAUGAACGUCUUGAUAUACAAAAUCUACAAGGUGUUGCGUUCACGUACAAUAGUGUCACCGAUUACGCUUCUCAUAGGCAAAUUAUAAUUGGUUCAAUGAGCGACCGUUUUCGCCAUUGUCAGGCAUUAAAAUUUAAAGGUGAAGCAGAUGGGAUGUGCUGUGCGAGUGGUAAAGUGAAAUUGCCUGAAUUAGGCAGCCCAACACAACCAUUGAGCACAUUACUUAAUGGAUUGACACCUGAGUCUAAUCAUUUUUUGAACAAUAUACGAAAGUAUAAUUCGAGUUUUCAAAUGACAUCUUUUGGCGCCACAAAUAUUAUAAGAGACAACUUCAUGCAAACAUUCAAGAUUCAAGGUCAAAUAUACCAUCGAGCUGGCUCUUUGUUACCUUUCGACAACGCAGACCACCAAUUUUUGCAAUUAUAUUAUAUCGGGAACGCGGAAGAUGAAACUGAUCGUCGGUGUGCCAACACGCGGAGACAAAUUAUUUUCGAUUUGCAAAAUUUGUUCCAUGAGCACAACGAAUUGGUUCAGUUAUUCAAAACGUUGCUUGAUCGAAUGCCAUCUGACGAUCAUAAAAUUUUUAUUCAAGCUGAUAAAACUCUGGUUGGCGAACAUGCAAAGCGUUUCAAUGCAAAAACAGUUGACGAAGUGGCAAUAGUCAUAGUUGGUGAGCAAUUUAAUAGUCGUGAUAUUGUGCUUCAUCGUAGAAAUGAACAACUUGAACGUGUAUCCGAGACUCAUCGCUGUUAUGAUGCACUACAAUAUCCCAUAUUGUUUUGGAGCGGCAAAGAUAGCUAUAAUUUCAACAUUAAAAUGAUAAAUCCAGUAAACGGUCGAGAUUUCAAACGACUACAAUUUUCGCUUCGUCUUGCUUUUGCUAUGACUACACUGCUCGACAAAAUCCAACUUUUUUUCUUCAAUGAUCCAAACCGACUUUUUCUGAUAGAUAUGGGACUUUAAAUUUUUUA